AUGGACCAUCAACUCGCCAGCGACAUGCUGCUCGAUUCCGACUACGACGAAAAGCGCCUGACCCCCAACGACGACCACGACAACGUCGCCAUCAUCUCCCCCGACGACGGCGACAGCAUGGUCGACGACCCAGAGCCCUCCGCCGACCCGGCCCCUCCCCUCGCCGACGACCAUGAAGCUAUCAUGGCCCGCUACAUGCCGCCCAACCCAGACCUCGAAACCGAGGCAGAGACUUAUCACACCUGGGACAUCACCAACUGGUCACAACAGCCCAAGCGCACUCACGGACCUGUGUUCUACUGCGCGGGCCAUCCAUGGCGCAUCCUCUUCUUCCCUGCCGGCAACUCGGCAUCAGAAUCUGUAUCAUUUUACCUCGAGCAAGGCUUUGCUGAUGACAAGCCGCCGGAAGACUGGUACGCCUGCGCCCAGUUCUUGCUGGUUCUACACAACCCAAACGAUCCAUCAGUCUACAUCAAGCAUGAAGCGAAUCACCGCUUCACCGCCGAGGAGGGAGACUGGGGCUUCACAAGAUUUGCGGACAAGAAUAAGAUAUUCGCCCCCAAGUUCGAGAACUCCGAUCGCCCGCUGGUAGAGAAUGACUGCGCCAAGAUGACCGCCUAUGUGCGGGUGCUGAAGGAUCCUACAGGUGUCUUGUGGCACAACUUCGUCAACUACGACAGCAAGAAAGAGACUGGCAUGGUGGGUCUGCGGAAUCAAGGUGCCACGUGCUAUCUCAACUCCCUCCUUCAGUCGUUAUACUUGACCGGUGCCUUCCGCAAGGCAGUAUACCAGAUCCCAACAGCUACUCAGCAGGAACGAGACGCCUCAUCUUCCGCAUACGCCCUACAGCGCCUCUUCUACCGUCUACAAGCCGACCCCGUCGCGGUGAGCACGCAAGAGCUGACACAUUCGUUUGGCUGGGAAUCGAGACAAAUCUUCGAGCAACAAGAUGUGCAAGAGCUCUCGCGGAUAUUGAUGGAGAAGCUAGAAGCUCGCAUGAAGGGCACAGAGGCGGAGAAUGCGCUGGAACAGAUGUUCGUGGGCAAGAUGAAGACAUACCUCAGAUGUAUCAACGUCGACUACGAAUCUAGUCGGAUCGAGGACUUCUGGGACCUGCAACUGAACGUGGCUGGAUGCAAGAGUCUCGAUGAUAGUUUCAAAGACUACAUCCAGGUCGAGACGUUGGAGGGUGACAACAAGUACGCGGCAGAGGGUUUUGGUCUGCAAGACGCCAAGAAGGGUGUCAUUUUCGAGAGCUUCCCCAAUGUGCUUCACCUACAGCUCAAGCGAUUCGAGUACGACUUCCAGAGAGACGCGAUGAUGAAGGUUAACGACCGCUACGAGUUUCCUGAAGUCUGGGACGCUUCCCCAUACUUGGACGAGCACGCAGACAAGUCUGAGCCGUACAUUUACCAUCUCCACGGUGUCCUUGUGCACUCGGGCGAUCUCAACGCAGGCCACUACUACGCAUUCCUGAAGCCUGAGAAGAAUGGCCAAUUCUUCCGCUUCGACGACGACCGGGUGACGCGAGCUACUAAGAGGGAGGCAAUCGACGAGAACUUUGGUGGAGACUACGCGGCGAUGAACGGUGUCAAUGGUGCCAAGGUGCAGAAUCCUUACACCCGCCAGUGGUCAACCAAGCGUUCGAACAACGCCUAUAUGUUGGUGUACAUCCGCGAAAGCAGGCUGGACAAGAUCCUGCUUCCAGAAAAGGAAGUACCGCCUCCAGAGCACCUGCCAGCCAAGAUUGCCGAAGAGCGACUUCUAGCAGAGAGACGACGCAAGGAGAAGGAGGAGGCCCAUCUCUACAUGAAUGUCCUGGUUGCGUUGGAGGCUAACUACAAGGCUUAUACGGGAGUUGACCUCAUUCCGUGGAACAGCGAAGAUCCUCUCGACGACGCAGCUCCGAAGACUCACCGACUGCUACGAAGCAUGACAAUUCAGGACUUCACCGAACUGAUUGCUGGACAGCAAGGUAUCGACAAGGAUCUGCUGAGGCCGUGGAUCAUGGUCAAUCGUCAAAAUGGAACAAUUCGCCCCGAUCAUCCUUUGCUGUGGCCCGACAUGACACUGCAAGAGGCGGCAGACAAGUUCAGCACUCGAACGUCUGGUUUCCGAGUCUUCAUGGAAGAAACAAGCCGCGACGAGAAGGGCGAGCCUAUUUGGCCGAACGAUGAAGUUGCACCGUCGUCUCCAGUGGUCAAUGGAAAUGUAGUAGCUCCUCAACAAAAGCCCAUCAUUCUGUUCUUGAAGCAUUUCGAUGUGGAUCGUCAACAGUUGCAAGGCGUUGGGCACAUCUAUAUGAACCCACAAGACAAGGCCAACGACCUCGCCGCGCCUAUCCUCGACAUCAUGGGUUGGGAACCCGGAGCCGUCAACAUUGAGCUGUUCGAAGAGAUCAAGCAAAACUACAUCGAGCCGAUGAAGCCAAAGAAUAGCCUCGUGGCUUCGGAAAUCCAGGACGGUGAUAUCAUCUGCUUUCAGCGUCACCUCAACGAGGCCGACGUGACGGCACUGAGACAGGUCAAUCCAUCCGCGUGUCUGAGCGCCCCACAGUUCUACGACUACCUGAUGAACCGGUUGUUCGUGUCCUUCACCCCAAAGACCGCUCCACCAGCAAAUCUGCAACUACGAAAAGAAGGCGACGAGAAGUUUGUGCUUGCACUUUCAAAGAAGGACAGCUACGAUGCGCUGGCUCUCAAGGUUGCGGAACACCUGUCAUCAGUCAAUGCUAUCCCGGUCGAUCCAUCACACAUCCGCUUUACGACGACUAACAUCCAAUCUGGUAAGCCCAGGACGGUGGUCAAGCGUCAGCAAGGCGCUACUGUGAACACGAUACUCCUCGGAUCUAGCGGAUAUGGUGGCUACACCUACCCACCCAGUCAGGCACCAGAUCAUCUGUAUUACGAGGUUCUGGAGAUGAGCUUGACAGAUCUCGAGCAGCGCAAGACUGUACGCAUCACUUGGCUUUCGGAAGGGAUUACGAAGGAAGAGACACGAGACAUUCUUGUGCACAAGCAGGCACAGUUCGACGCUGUGCUUGACGGCUUGAAGCAGCAACUCCAACUUCCUGAUGAAAUUCUCGAUCAGAUCCGAUUCUACGAGGUGCACAGCUACAAGGUGUACAAGAUCCUCCCGCAGACACACGGUGUCAUUGCGCUUAACGAGUUCAUGAGCGUGUAUGCCGAGAAGAUUCCCGACGAGGAGAAGGAGCUCGACAAGGAGAAGGGUGACCGACUUCUAUACUGUUUCCACUUUGAGAAGGAUCCAUCAAAGUCGCACGGCGUACCGUUCAUCUUCUUCAUGAAAGCUGGCGAGACCUUCAAAGACACCAAGGAGCGACUAUCGAAGCGAACAGGCAUCAAGGGCAAGAACUUUGAGAAGAUCAGGUUUGCUGUGAUCAAGGGUGGUCAGAACUACAGCAGACCUGUGUGGAUAGAAGAUGACGACAUCCUCUCAGAGAAGCUCCAACCAGAAGAUCACCUGGGCCUCGAACACCCCAACCGAGCCCGCAACAAUUGGAUGAGGUACGAGAGCUUGAACAUCCGUUAA
Messenger RNA from Zasmidium cellare ATCC 36951, 3552 nucleotides. RefSeq lists its product as uncharacterized. Lineage: Eukaryota; Fungi; Ascomycota; Dothideomycetes; Mycosphaerellales; Mycosphaerellaceae. Bases 1 to 3552 code for a protein of 1183 amino acids. Gene Ontology annotation, molecular function: protein binding; cysteine-type deubiquitinase activity; cysteine-type endopeptidase activity. Gene Ontology annotation, cellular component: cytosol; nucleus. Gene Ontology annotation, biological process: protein deubiquitination; regulation of protein stability. The record is from RefSeq and is a predicted model, not a curated record. The transcript is spliced from 3 exons.